CUCGGCAACAACUCACAAUUACACCAUCUUAGUCGCUGCUGCGACAGCCGACAACCUAGUCUAACUACUCCUUAUUUGCGGUCCUUUCUGACGCUAUCUGGCCGUUGACUCGCCAUGGCCUUCUUAUUCAAAUCUAAAAAGAACCAGGACAGGACCGUACAAAGUCGCGAUGGCCCUCCCGGAUCAGCGCCCCAAAUGCCAGGCCCUGCCGGGCGCAUUGUCAGAGAGGAAAAGAGCUCGCACACCCGGUCAACUCCAACUGGAAGUUUGAAUUCCUUCGACGAAGCCACUCCGAGCCCAGAUACCGACAAGUACGCCGGCCGACGAGGCCAGGAACCACCGCAACAGAUGCCGCAAAUGCAAUCACCUCCGCAGCAACCUCCGCAGCAAUCUAGCGACUUGCCCUUUCGCAAUGGUCCUCCACCACAAAAUGCGAACGCCUCAUUGUAUCCGUGGUCGCAGCGGCGAUUAACAUCCGCACCCUCUUCUCCCGGCCCCUUUCCUAGGUAUGGAGCGGCUGUCAAUUCCAUAUCAUCCAAAGAGGGCGACAUCUACAUCAUGGGCGGUUUGAUCAAUAGUUCGACCGUUAAAGGUGACUUAUGGAUGAUUGAAGCUGGAGGAAAUAUGUCUUGUUAUCCGCUGGCGACCACCUCUGAAGGUCCCGGGCCGAGGGUUGGCCAUGCCUCUCUCCUAGUCGGCAAUGCAUUUAUCGUAUACGGCGGCGAUACCAAGAUCGACGAGACCGAUAUCUUGGACGAGACUCUUUAUCUUCUCAAUACCUCCACAAGACAGUGGUCAAGAGCUCUCCCAACCGGACCUCGACCGUCUGGACGCUAUGGGCACUCGCUAAACAUAAUUGGAUCCAAGAUUUACAUCUUUGGAGGCCAAGUAGAGGGAUACUUUAUGAAUGAUCUUGCCGCCUUCGAUCUUAACCAAUUGCAGAUGCCCAAUAAUCGAUGGGAAGUGCUUACCGAAAACAGUGAACCUGGCGGAGCUCUGCAAGGCAAAUUGCCACCGGCUAGAACGAACCAUUCCGUAAUCACAUAUAAUGAUAAGUUAUACUUGUUCGGAGGCACAAACGGCUUUCAAUGGUUCAACGAUGUAUGGAGUUAUGAUCCCGCGGUCAACAAGUGGACACAGUUAGACUGUAUUGGAUAUAUCCCCGUUCCCAGGGAAGGCCACGCUGCCUCGCUAGUCGACGACGUCAUGUAUGUUUUUGGUGGGCGCACAGAAGAUGGCGCUGACUUGGGCGAUUUGGCUGCUUUCCGAAUCUCCUCUCGACGCUGGUACACCUUUCAGAACAUGGGUCCAUCGCCUUCGCCUCGCUCAGGCCACAGUAUGACGACCGUCGGGAAAUCGAUCGUUGUAGUGGGGGGUGAACCAAGCUCAACUACGACCCAGGUCAAUGACCUCUCAAUUGUCUAUGUUCUCGACACUACCAAGAUCCGGUACCCCAAUGAUGCCCAGAUCCAGUCCAAUACCCAGAAGAUCCAGCAAGCAAGGCGACCGAGUGGGAGCGACCUUAUUCCGGGUGUUCGGCAAACGCCAUCCCGUGAGGGGUCUGCUGGACCUGACCCUAAGAGGGUAGCAAGCCCUAACAGUCCAACAAGUAGCACCGGAAGAGGCGGCGCUAGUAUAGAUAUUACUGGCCCCCCUCCUAUCAGCAACGGAUUAUCGAAGCUUCCAAGAGCAGCAGGAACUUCAACCCCUUCAGGGCCUCCACCACAAGGCCAGCCUCCCAGGCCAAAUAUCGAUGCUAGCAUGGCUGGCCGCCGUGCCAGAAACGCAUCCGUUGAACGUAUAGAGAGAGAGGCUGCGGCCGCUGGUACGUCUGGCAUCAACAAUCAAAGACAGUCCCCCGUGCCGCGAGAUGUGAUUAGGGAGGAAGCCCCAGUCACCAACGGAAGGCGAACACCGAACUCACAGAGCACCCGGAGCGGUUCCCGAACGGAAAACCCGCCUGCAGAUGCGAACAGGUCGAAGCAGUCACGCCAAACCCGUGGCCAGGGAUCUGUCGACAGCAGCACAGAGCCCACUUUGAAAAGCGUGGCAAAUCGCCCCUCUUCUCCGCCUCCACCAACUCGACAACCGAGCAAUCCUUUGUCCAGGAAAGGUUCGAAUAGGAAUUCGCAGACCGUUGCACUGUUAAAGGAGCUCGAUACUGCUCGAAACAGAAAUGCAUGGUACGCGUCGGAGCUAGAGUUGGCCCGUAAGGCGGGAUAUACGUCAAACGCAACUCUGAGUCCUACUUUGGAGAGCCGGGCUGCAGAGACGUUCGAUGACGACGACAAGAGACUGAUUGAGUCCUUGUUAGCGAUGAAGCAAGAAUUAGCCAACGUCCAGAGUUCCAUUGAUAAGCAAGCAAUUCUUGCAGCAAAACAAAUCGCCGAGGUAGAACGACAACGAGAUGCUGCAGUUCGAGAAGCCGCCUAUGCUAGGGCAAAGAUAGCAGCACAAACGGGAAGCGCAUCUAGCACGCCGCAGUUGGAUAAUGAAAGGGAUUUGGACAAUGUUGAUCGCUCUGCCGAUUUAAACAAGAAGCUUGCCUCUGCACUGAACGUUCAAAGGGAGUUGCAAAAUAGUCUCGCUCGAGCAUCCUCGGAGCUUGAAGCGGAGAAGCGUGCCCGACAACUUGCAGACGAGACACUAGGUGCAACCCAAAAGCGUAUAGCUGAUUUAGAGUCUUAUAAGCAGCAAACGUCUUCGGAGCUUGAGCAACUGAGGGCUGAAUUGCAUAUGGCCCAGCGCGAAGCACGAGAGCAAUCAGUUGCCGGCGCCGAAGCUAUUGCCGCUGUACAACUUCUACGUCUUGAGAAGGAUGAAUUUGAAAAUAAGUACAACGAAGUUGCUGAUAGCUCGAAGGAGCAUGACGAGACCUUGGAGUCUCUUCGAGGGGCUGUGGUGGCAUCAGCAGACAUGCGCGCACACCUUGAGCGGAAACUCGACGAGGAACGGUCUCAGCGCGAAAAGAUCGAAGCUAAGCUCACCAAGCUCAAGGCGGAACACGAAUCACAUACUGCCGAACUAGAAUUUGUAACACAACGACUACGGGAUGCUGAAGAACUCGCUGAGCGAAAUGCAGCAGAGGCGAACACUCAUCGCCAAGCCUUAAUUUCAGGGCUGGAGAAGAUCACUAAAGAGCCAAACAAAGUAAACCGGGUUGAUGCAGAACGUGUUGUUGUUUUGCAUGGGCAAGUUGAGGCUGCGAACAAUCUCGUGAAGAAAUACAGGCAAGAGGCAGAUGAUGCUGCAGAUAAACUCCGAAGGGCUGAAGAACGAAUCGCUGGGCUUGAAGCCUACCAAGAGCAAUCGAGCAGGGAGGGCGUGUCGAUCCGUCGACAGCUACAAUCUGCUUUAAGGGAAACACAGUCACUGCAGGCCAUGAACUCGGAUCUCAAGAACCAGCUUGCCAACCAACAACUGGAGACUAACGCUAUGACCGUUCAACACAACACACUAAAAGACAUUCUGGCUGAAAGGGGUAUUAGCCCAACUAACAUUGCCCGAGUGAGAGGCAUGGGCUCUAGAGCAGCCUCGCCUGAUCUUACUCGUGCCAACGAGCUGGAACGGCAACUUGCACAAGCUGUUGCGGCCCACGAUGAAAUGAAGCAGAAUUUUGUGGUCCAACUUCAGGAGUCUGAGGCUACCUAUCGUAACAGAAUAGCCCAGCUGGACAAUGACUACCAGUCGGCUGUUUCCUAUGUUAAGGGCACAGAGAAGAUGCUGAAGAAGUUGAAGCUAGAAUUCGGGCAGGCUCAAACCGAAAAUAAUCGCCUUAAGAAGGAGAAUAUGGAGCUAGAAGAACGCUCUUUAUCUCGGGAUGAUGCCACAGCCUCGAAUUGGGAAGUUGAACGCUCAUCGUUGGAGAAGAAGAUCGAGUCUCUUCAGGACCAACUGAAGGAAACCUCGUCACGCUUGGAAGGAGAGCUUGCGGAAUUGCGGAAGAAACUAGACUUGGCAAAGAAUGAGCGUGAUAGCACAGCCAAGUCCCACGAAGAUAUUGUCCAGCGACUAGAUAUCCGGGAGAGAGAGCUUGAACAAAUGCAGCACGAGAAUUCACUCCUUGAGAAACAAGUUCAAGAAGCUGAAUCAAAAGUCAGUUUACUACUUGAUCAAGUCGAGAGUUCCGUAGACAACUACCGGAGACGCAGCCAUAUCGGCACAGACCAGAUGAUGAUCCCUAGUGCAAAUGGCUUGGGCCAUAGUCGACAGGAGAGUUCGGAGGUUGAGAGCAUCUAUGGAGGAGUUGGCGAUGCCAGAGGCAGCAUGGCCCUGAAGGAUCUGGCUUCGGAGCUUGACCAGUUACGCUCAAAGUGGGAAGCUACAACAAGCAACAACUACAGGCUUUCGAACACUUUUGAGUUUGAGAAGGUUGGCAGCAAGAAAGAUGACGAUGCUGUAGGCCUCAGUCUUAGUGGGAAUCUAGCUGACUGGAGAGCACGGCUGGAUGCAGAAGAACGCGAGGGUAAUAAUCAUCAUGCUUCAUGAAACCCACCCUCAUGAAUGCGAGAAUGAUCUUGGCCUCAACAAAACUCCUGUACAUUCCGCCCAUGACUUGACAACGGCGUUGACGUGUAACAACGCAUAUCCGAUUAUA
This is a messenger RNA of Hypoxylon fragiforme, 4597 nucleotides long. RefSeq lists its product as uncharacterized. NCBI's taxonomy places the organism in Eukaryota, Fungi, Ascomycota, Sordariomycetes, Xylariales, Hypoxylaceae. The transcript is spliced from 4 exons. Bases 115 to 4488 code for a protein of 1457 amino acids. Gene Ontology annotation, molecular function: protein binding. Gene Ontology annotation, biological process: regulation of cell shape. The record is from RefSeq and is a predicted model, not a curated record.